Paramecium pentaurelia is the source of this 393-nucleotide messenger RNA. The record is from the annotation of a GenBank genome assembly. NCBI's taxonomy places the organism in Eukaryota, Ciliophora, Oligohymenophorea, Peniculida, Parameciidae.
AUGAAUAAAAUAAAUUUAUAAAAGAAACAAAAAUAAAAAUAAAAGUUUAUUCCUUUAGGAUUUGUAAUCAAAUACGAUCCUCCAGUUAUUGGUAUACAUAAGUAUUAAUUAAUAUAAGGAUUAUUAUAUAAAAGAAAUGUGUAGGAAAAUAAAAAAAAAGUUUAUAAUAUUCAUUUAUAAAAUCUAAUUAAUUUAGAUGAUGAAGUUGAAAUAACUAAAAAGUUAUUUGAUGAACAUCCUGAAUUUCUAGAUCCUGAUAUCAUUGAGCCUGAAUAAGUUUUAGGUUUAGUAUAAAGAUUGAUAGAAUAUAGAUAGAUAAUGGAAUAAGAUAAUGAAAAUGAAUAUUAAGAUGAGGAAACAGACAGUCACAUAAUUGAUGAAAUGUUUGAUUGA